Messenger RNA from Durio zibethinus, 3161 nucleotides. RefSeq names its product Pentatricopeptide repeat (PPR) superfamily protein. Gene Ontology annotation, biological process: RNA modification. Gene Ontology annotation, molecular function: RNA binding; protein binding; zinc ion binding. The record is from RefSeq and is a predicted model, not a curated record. Lineage: Eukaryota; Viridiplantae; Streptophyta; Magnoliopsida; Malvales; Malvaceae.
UUCGAACGCCCUCGAGUGCCAACAUCUUUGUUCUGUUUUGUCCCAAACUUGAAACCUGAGUCAAGUUUUUAUAAUUUUAGAUUGGUCUAUUAUAAUGUCAAGGUACCACCGCAGAUUAUUUUAACUGAACUUGGAAUUUAUGAUAUAAAGCCCAAAAAAAAAAUUUACUCCUAUUCCAUCAAUUCCUAUUGAUGCUUAUGCUUUGCGACAGAGGAAUAUACAUUACCCUGGCCUCAAACCGAUCUGGAGGUUAUUGAGAUAAAAAUAAAUGCUUUGCAGGACGGCCAGCAGGAUUGUUAACCGAAACGAAGUAACUCGGUUGGAAGAAACCUGUUCAAGGGUCCUCUCAUUUUGCAACUCCAAUUCUUUCAGAGAAGGUAUAUCUGUUCACAGUCCUAUAAUAAAACUGGGUCUUCAAGACCAUUUGUAUUUGAACAACAACCUUUUGUCUCUUUAUGCCAAAUGCUUUGAAGUGGACAAAGCACGCCACUUCUUCGACGAAAUGCCGUAUAAAGACGUCGUGUCUUGGACUGGAAUGCUAACAGCUUAUGUCAAGAGUGGAAACCAUGAUGUAGCCCUUUCUUUUUUCGAUUCUAUGCUAAUUUAUGGACAAUGCCCGAAUGAGUUUACGUUGUCAAGUGUGCUACGAUCAUGUUCUGCUUUGGGAGAGUUUGAGUAUGGAACUUGUAUUCAAGCUUAUAUGAUAAAGCAAGGGUUUGAUCAGAACCCAAUUUUGGUUAGUGGUUUAAUUGAUUUUUACUCCAAAUUUGAUUUUACUGGUGAAGCUUAUAAGUUGUUUAUUAACAAGGGAAAUCAUGAUACUGUUUCUUGGACAAUGAUGAUCUCUUCAUUUGUUCAAGCUCAGAGAUGGAAUCAGGCUUUGCUACUCUAUAUCGAUAUGGUUGAGGCUGGAGUUCCUCCAAAUGAAUUUACUUUUGUGAAACUUUUAGCUGCAUGCAGUGUCCUUGGUUUAAAUUACGGAAAGUUGGUUCAUGCCCAUAUGUUGUUGUGGGGAGCUAAGCUGAAUGUGAUGUUGAAAACGGCCUUAGUUGAUAUGUACUCAAGAUUUCAAAGGAUGGAAGAUGCUAUAAAGGUCUCAAAUCUGACAUCUGAAUAUGAUACUCUGUUAUGCACUGCUGUUAUUUCUGGGUUUGCACAAAACUUCAUGUUUCAAAAGGCUAUAGCUGCAUUUUGCAAGAUGAGGAUAUCUGGAAUCUUACCGAAUAAUUUUACAUUUUCAAGCAUCUUGAACGUUUCCUCAUUAAUGUUGUCUCUAGAACUUGGACAACAGAUUCACUCCAGGGUGGUAGUGGCUGGUUUGGACGAUGAUGUUUCUGUUGGAAAUGCGCUUGUCAACAUGUAUGCGAAAUGCUCCGAUAAAAUAGAAGAUGCCUUGGGAGUAUUUGGAGGAAUCAGCUUACCAAAUGUCAUUUCUUGGACCUCUUUGAUUGCAGGUUUUGCUGAACAUGGUUUUCACCGAGAUUCUAUUCACUUAUUUAUGGAGAUGCGAGCCACAGGAGUGAAACCAAAUUCUUUUACCAUCUCUAGCAUUAUUGGCUCCUUAAAUGCAGCAAAAUCGCUUCCUCAGACACUAAUGCUACAUGGACUUGUUAUAAAGACAAAUUUAUAUAAAGACAUAGUCGUUCAGAAUGCUCUUAUAGAUUUUUAUGCUGGAGUGGGGAUGCUAGAUGAUGCAUGGCAAAUAGUUCAUAUGAUGAAUCAUAGAGAUGCAAUCACAUAUACUAGUUUAGCCUCAAGAAUGAAUCAAAUGGGUCAUCAUGAGUUGGUAUUGCACAUUAUCACUAAUAUGUAUAACGAUGAUAUCAAGCUUGAUAAAUUCAGUAUGGCCAGCUUCUUAUCUGCGGCAGCCAACUUGGGCAUGGUGGUGACCGGAAAGCAACUUCACUGUCAUUCUGUAAAAUCUGGUUUGGGCAGGUGGAUUUCAGCAUCAAAUGGCCUGGUUGACUUGUAUGGCAAAUGUGGAUGCAUACGUGAUGCACAAAGAGCUUUUGGGGAGAUUACAGUGCCAGAUAUUUUUUCAUGGAAUGGGUUGAUUUCUGGAUUGCAAUCCAAUGGGUUCAUUUCUUCUGCUCUCUCUGCUUUUGACGAUAUGAGGUUAGCGGGAGUUAGACCCGAUGUUGUUACAUUCGUAUUAGUGCUCUCUGCUUGCAAUAAUGGUAAAUUAGUUGACCUUGGUCUUGAGUAUUUUCAGUCCAUGUCAGAAAUAUAUGAUGUAGUGCCACAGCUGGACCACUAUGUUCACUUAGUCGAUAUGCUGGGUCAAGGUGGGCGCCUAGAGGAGGCUAUGGAAGUUAUACAAACUAUGCCCUUUAAAGCAAAUGCUGUGAUCUACAAGACAUUACUGCGAGCCUGCAAAGCACAUAGUAAUAUACCUCUGGCUGAAGAUAUGGCAAGACGAGGCCUUGAACUUGACCCAUCUGAUCCAGCAUUCUAUAUACUGCUAGCAAACUUGUACGAGGACUCUGGUCGACAUGACUUAGGUGAGAAGACUCGCAAUGUGAUGAGAGAAAAACGAUUGAGGAAAAAUCCUAGCCAUAGCUGGGUGGGAAUCAGGAACAAAGUUCAUCUCUUUGUUGCAGGAGAAAGAUCACAUCCACAGAUAAAUGAAAUUUAUGAGAAAAUAGAAUCGUUUGAGGCUGAGUUUAAGAAUCAUGGAUAUCUAUAUCAAGGCAUGAGAACUGGGGAUUCCAAUUAUCACAGUGAGAAGUUAGCAGUUGCAUUUGGUCUUCUAAAUACCCCUUCCAAGACUCCGAUACAUAUAAUUAAGAACAGUAGUAUUUGCAGAGACUGCCAUGACUUUAUAAAAUUUGUGACUCGUCUGGUCGGUAAGGAAAUAAUUGUAAGAGAGGGUAACCGUUUGCAUUCCUUUGGAAAGGGAGAGUGCUCAUGCAAGGGCAGUUAGUUUUGAAGAAUGAAAGAACUUUAUGUUGUUUCCUGCCUGGUCCCGUGGACAAAGAUCUCAAGCUGUUCUGUAUUCAUAGUUUCAUUCACAAUUCUUGCAAAUUGAGUACAGUGCUUUUACACUUCCGUCACCGCCCGAUGUCAUUUAGUCACUUUUCUCUUGCAAAGAACGCUCAAGACGCCAGAUGUAUUUCCUCUGGGUGUUUUUUAUGUGUAUCAUUAAUAAAAUUAUGAUAAAA